Molecule: messenger RNA, 789 nt
Organism: Acaulospora morrowiae
Lineage: Eukaryota; Fungi; Glomeromycota; Glomeromycetes; Diversisporales; Acaulosporaceae
Source: the annotation of a GenBank genome assembly
AUGUAUCGGGCACAAUGGGAAGGGAAGUUGGCCAUAAACAAGCACGGCGACCAGCCGACGGAAGGCUAUCUUCCGCUUGUUGAAAUUAUAUAUAGGCUUCCACAUUCUCUUAUUUUUAACCCAUACACAAAGGCCCAACAUAUUUACCCAAGGCGCCGUACAAAACAUGACCCCCGCCCCAUGAAUUCUUUUAUGAUAUUGACACGUGUGGUGCGUAUUGUUGCCUCGGAUCCUCGCAGAAAUAUUGACCUUGGUGAUGGGCAGUCUUGUACAAGAAUUUGCCAGCUAAUCCGUUGGGGAGCUAACAAAAGAGAAUGGCAGAUAUUUCUGAAUUUGCAAGAGGAGUUUAAAAAAAUCCAUUCGUUUUUCUUUCCUAAGUACGAUUACCGUCCCAAGAAGAAUAUAACUACUCAAAAUACAAACGAUUUUAUCAUCAUGAACUCUGAUAAUUAUGAUGAGUUCACUCAAUCGCAGCAACGGAAAAGAUCCAACAGGAGAAAGCAAAAUCAUUUAUCGGGAGUUCUGCUCUAUCCCAGUCCCGCUAUUAGCCCUAUCUCAUCACCCGUCGCUUCCAUCAUCUUACCAAUUUUGGAUGACCCACUUUUUGACUACGGGGCACACAUGACUCAUGAUAAAUUGACCUCGAACAUGGUCUCAACAAUCCCUGCUACCCAAGCGGAAAUUAACUUUCACCAUUCCUUAAUAAUUCACCCAAAGACUGUAGAUCGUGUUUUAUCGUGUCCUAUAUUUCCCUGGGAACCUUCAAUUGCAGUCAACUGCAAUCAUUGA